Molecule: messenger RNA, 1708 nt
Organism: Schistosoma turkestanicum
Lineage: Eukaryota; Metazoa; Platyhelminthes; Trematoda; Strigeidida; Schistosomatidae
Source: the annotation of a GenBank genome assembly
AGAUCGAAUAAUGACGUCUACAGCUAGUCAACCAUUAGAUAAAUCACCUCAAGAUAAUCGAUCAUACAAAACAAUUGUACAGACAGAACGUGAAGAAUACCUGUUAAAAUGUAAUCAAAAUCAAUCCACUUCCAUGAUGGUAUCCGAUAGAAUUAUUGAUUCACAAACUACUAUUUAUGCUGCCGAUGAAUUAAAUCCUUCCCAAUUAGAAAUAAAUCGUAAAAUGAAAUCAAAAAAAUCUAAACGAGAUCGUAAAGAGAAAGAUCGUAAAAUGUCUACAUCCAAAAAUCGUGAUGUGAUGUUAUUGGUAAAAAUGAAAAAAGACAAUAAACAACAACGAAAAAUUACCUCUUCCGGUGCAGGUACCAUUAACAAUCCAUCAGAUUUUCAUAAUUGGGAGUCGUUUCAAAAAUAUGCUAAAUCAACAACAGAUCGUCAUCAUGGCACUCUAUUACAAAGUCGUUCAGGUUCAUUAGAUUCUAUUUCAUCAGCUUCAUCACAAUUAAGUAAAGUUUCUGCUUAUUCUGGUUAUUCAUCACAUUCGUCGCCAGCGACAACAUAUCGUAAGUCAACAUCAUUAACAAGUGGUCAUCAACAAUCACAACAACAAUCACAACAACCACAACCACAACUUCGACAUACAUCUCAAUCACCUCAUGAUCUUGAUGAUGAAUCGUAUGGUUAUUAUUCUAAGAAACGUUAUCAUCGUGAAGCUAGAGAGACUGCACCACCACCUGAAUCUACACGUCAUUAUACUGGUUCGAAUGCACAAAUAUCAAUGAAAAUGAAACAUAAACGUAAAGCGGAUAAACGUGAACUGUUGGAAAGUAGUAACAAUACUACUAAUAAUAAUUAUAGUACAAUGAAUUUACCAAAUAAACGUGAAAAACUAUCACAAGAUAAAGCAAAUGCCAAUCUAGACAUAGACGACGAUUCACGUACUACACAUUAUCAUCCUCAUCAUCAUCAUCAUUCUAUUACAACAAGUUAUAUUAAAGGUAAAAUGUUAAAAUCUGUUGGAACUGAACCAAGUAAGCAUAAAAAACAUUCAUCAUCAUCAUCAUUAUCAUCAUUGAAAAGUUCAAAAUUAAAAUCCGGUAAUCGAUUAACGUUGAAAAGAUUAUCGUCCAGUUCCAAACAUGCAAAUGAUUAUGAACAAGAAGAAGGGGAAGAAGAAGUAGAAGGUAAUGACAUCAGUGUACAGCAACAACAACAACAACACCGCCAACAGCAACAACAACAACAGUAUUCUGAAGAAAAUGAUUCAGAUGAUACACAUACUAAACGAAUCAAUCAUGACGGUAGUUAUCAUAACAAAUCAAUAGAUAUAAAUGAGAAGAUGAGUGGAAAAUCUAAAGAAUUAUCACAAGGAUUAUUAUUUCCUACUGGAAAUGAAAUAAAAAAUGAAUUCAAUCGACUCCAUCUACCACCAGCUCCACGUUAUCCAGGCUAUUCAGAAUCUUCUUCAUCAUCAGAUGAGGAGGAGGAUGACAAUGAUGUAGCAGUAGUUGGAAAUAAUUUCUUACGUAAUGAUCAUGAAAUGAAAGUUGGCGAUGAAGAUGAUGAUGAGGAUGUUAACGACGAUAAGUAUAGAGAACUACGUAAAGGUGAUGAUGGUGUUGAUGAUGAUGAUGUUGAUAAUGAAGAUGAGGUGGAUUCGUUUAAGAAUAAACCACCAGGAAAACCAUUUUAUUUUCCAUCUAUACAA